Messenger RNA from Caenorhabditis briggsae, 7026 nucleotides. It is a transcript of the gene Cbr-rme-8, whose product is annotated as Protein CBR-RME-8, isoform a. The record is from RefSeq and is a predicted model, not a curated record. Gene Ontology annotation, cellular component: endosome membrane. NCBI's taxonomy places the organism in Eukaryota, Metazoa, Nematoda, Chromadorea, Rhabditida, Rhabditidae. The transcript has 23 exons. Gene Ontology annotation, biological process: regulation of early endosome to late endosome transport; receptor-mediated endocytosis; endosome organization. Bases 1 to 7026 code for a protein of 2341 amino acids.
AUGAAAAUAAAGUAUUUUUCUGAAAAUAAGUCUGAAGUGAAAGAUAAUGCGUCUGAAAAUCUGAAAAUUGAGUGUAAAUGUCAAACUGAACGAAAUGGCCAAUCAGUUUUGUACGGAGAAUCGCGAUGUCGCGUGCUACUUGGUCACCAAACACUCAUGGAAGGGAAAAUACAAACGGGUUUUCUCGAUCGGAACGCUGGCAUCACAACCUAUAAUCCCAACUCGUUGGAAAUCACUAACCAGUGGCUCUACGAAGACUUCAUAUCAGUGAAACCGUUCCAACCCAAUGAUACUCGUCAAGAGGAGACUGGCUUCAAGAUUUGGUAUCGACAACGUGGCAAAAAGGACGAUAUGAAGUUCUCAUCGGAGUACACACCCGACAUUCUGACGCACUGUCUUCAAUUUCAUACCAAAUUCGCUGAUAAGGUCUUUGAUCCAGUGACAGUGACAGCAUUCAAACAGAGCUGGAGUGAUCGUCGCAUCCAAGUCACUCUCCGUGCCAACGCCUUCGGAUUGGAACAAAUCGAUAAUCGCGGUGUCGUCGUGCAGAUGUAUCCGUAUAAGAAUAUACGAAGUAUCGGAAAGAUUUCCGAUUGUCCCGGAGCGUUUGUGGUCGAUGUCGGCGAGCAUAGGAGACGGCACAUGUUCGCCUCGUCGAAUCAAGAAGAGCUAAUCAAAGAAUGUCGACGUCUGGCAAUUGAGAAUAUUGGUUAUACGAUUCCAAUGGCCAAAGAACUCAUCUCACUCGACGAUUUCCUCAAGACCCGCCUCGGAUUAUGUAGUCGUGACGAAGAGUUGACGUCGUAUUCAGAAUUCAAAGUGUCAAAAAUCACGAGACGAGCCGAAUUGCCUGUGCGGAGACUGUUGUGUUUGAGUGAGACGUGUAUCAUUGAGAGGGACUUGGCGACGUAUGCAGUCAUUUGUGCUACCCCGCUGAAACAUAUCGUUUGCCUCGUGCGAAGCGAGAAAGACCCUCAACAAUUCAUCGUCGAAUAUGAGAACGGCGACGGAAGAGCGUACGUGGCAGCUGAACGAGACCUCAUCCUAGCCUCUCUUCUCGACGGAAUCCGUGCUUCUGGAAAUCAAGAAGUCUUCGUGUGCGGUCACCGCUUCGAGAGGAAUCUCCGAGUGAUUCCAUUCUCAACGACACUGGACGAAGAUGCCGAGUCUCAAUGCAUGAAACACAUCAUCGCCCCGCCCCCAGGCCUUCGUCGCUGCGACACCAUCCGCCGUUUCAACGCCAACGUCCCGUAUUCAGGCCUUCGAUUCUCGAAAUCUCACGAAGGAUUCUUCUCGGAAAAUAAGGGAAAAGUGAUUGUCAACGCUAUUGAAGCAGUGCUAGGCGAGAAUUAUACAAAGGAGGAGAAGGAGUACAAGCAUAAGACAGAAGCACAGCUACAGUGUCUCAGAAGGCUGUUUGCAUCGAAAAGCGGAUUUCAGGCUUUCACAGAAGUCACGGGAGUCCGCGAGAAGCUUGGAAGUCUUGUAGUUCGUGUGCUCUCGUGGAAAUCCGAAUCUAUCGAUCAUUCUACUGUGGAGGCUCUGUGUGCACUGAUGUAUCCGAUGCAUGAUCAAUAUGAAUUGAGGAUUGAGCAAUUGAAUAAGCAGAGUCUGAUGAGCAGUCCGAAGUUUGUCGAGAACCUUUUGGAUCUUAUCGUCCUCCACGUGGAUCGCUCCACCGGUUGGCUUGUCAUCGCCUCUAUGCUCAACUUCCUGACCUUUUCCGUCUGCUCCCCAUACUCGGAGACCACUUCUGGCGACACUUUUGAUCAUAUCCUGAAGCUCGUCGCGUUACGUGGUCGUAGCUUCUUCCGUCUCUUCCAGUGUCCCAGUAUGACAAUUGUCAAAGGCGCAGGGAUGGUGAUGAGAGCUAUCAUCGAGGAGGCGGACGUCGAGACUUCCAAAUCGAUGCAGAUGUUGGCACUGUCAGAAGGAGCAUUUCUGACUCAUCUACACACGGCGCUGCUUACAGUAGGAAAGGAUUUACGGAGAAUGACGAAUAAGCAAUUGUCAGGGCAUUUGAUAAGUUUGUGGAUUGCUGAUAACCAACAAGCCAAUGAUCUACUGGUUAGAUGCUUGCCACGUGGCCUGCUAAACUUUAUGGAGUCGGAUGAGAAGGUGCCGAUUAGUGAGAAGGAUCUGCUGAUCCCCAGGAACAACUUGAGUGCCGCUACCAAUGAAUCGAAGCAGAACACGGUUAAAGAGAAACUGGAUCACCUGAGAAUUGUGCAGCACUGGGAUCUGGAGCAGAAGCUGAACUUCCUACCGAAACGAGUUAUCGACGAGAAGCAACAACAACGACAGCAACCGGUGGUCCUUCGGAAACGAAGGAAUCGAGUGCGCCCUAAUGUUAAUUGGAGGCUUUUCGCUUAUCAGUUCUCGAAAGAUCACUCGCAGGCGGAUCUGAUUUGGAAUGAGAAGACGCGAGAGGAGUUUAGGCAUUCGAUGGAGAACGAGGAGCGAACUCUGGCUAGUGAGAAGGAACAAGCGCCUACUGGACUGCCGAUCGCUUGGAAUCAUACGGAAUUCCAGAUUCGAUAUCCUUCGCUGUUGGAGGAGAUUAAGAUUGGAGACUACUACUUGAGACUGUUGUUGAUUGAGGCCGAUGAGAAUGCGACACCUAUUCAUAAUCCCCUGGAAUUCUUCAACAACGUCUAUCACCGCUUCCUGCUCUCCACAAAAACCGAUAUGAAGUGCCUGUGCCUUCGUGCGAUGUCCAUCACCUAUUCCCGCCAUCACAUGACAAUCGGACCAUUCCAGGACGCCAAAUAUUUCGUGGAGAUGCUCCAAAAAUGCGCCAACCCCUUGGAACGAGACCAUCUAGUCCUGCUGCUCUCCAAGUUGGCUCUAAACAAGGAUAACGUUCGAGAGCUGAUCAUUGCCAAUGUCCUGCCCCUCCUAGUGGAUUUAUGCGUUUUAGCACACUUGCACGUUCAAAGAGCCAAAGUUCAAAAUCAGACGAAUGUGAUCGAGGCGAGCGCUGAGCAAAUGGCUGAAGGAGGAUCCGAGGAGUGGUAUUAUCAUGAUAAGGAGGCUAAACAAGUGGGACCAUUGUCAUUUGAGAAGAUGAAGACGUUGUUCGUGGAGAAGACGGUGUUUGAGAAGACCCAGAUCUGGGCAGCUGGAAUGGAUAAAUGGAUGAGUCUCGCGGCGGUGCCACAGUUCCGAUGGACGGUGUGUCAGAUGGCAAAAGACAUCCCGCAGGAGAUCAACGUUGGGAAGGGACCAUUCCAAGCGACACAGAUGAAUUUCACGGAUUUGAGUGUGCUUUGUUUGGAUACGAUUCUGCAGAUGUGCGAGUUCUUUCCAUCGAGGGACUCGUACGACUGUGUCGUCCGCCCGAUGCCAUCCGUCAAGAAGCAGCUCACGGAGCCCGUCCUCCUCUACCAACUCGUCCAACUUCUUCUCACCUACGAACCUCAAAUCGUUCAAAGAGUGGCUUCCCUGCUCUACCUAGUCAUGCAAGACAACCCAUUCCUCCCCCGUCUCUACCUCUCUGGAGUCUUCUAUUUCAUUCUAAUGUACAAUGGAUCCAACGUGCUCCCGAUCGCCCGUUUCCUUCAUUACACCCACAUGAAGCAGGCCUAUCGCUCGACGUUACCUCAUCUGGAGAGCACACGACAAUCGAUUCUCGCCACGUUGCUUCCCGAAGCCGCCACGUUCUAUUUGGAGCAGUAUGGACCGGAGAAGUAUGCGGAGGUGUUCCUCGGAGAGUUUGAUAAUCCGGAAAUCAUUUGGAACACUGCGAUGCGACGUCAUCUGAUUGAGAGGAUCGCUGUGCACGUGGCAGAUUUCUCACAUCGACUCACUUCCAACGUCCGAGCGUUGUAUCAAUUCUGUCCGAUUCCACUGAUUGAUUAUCCAGAAUUGACUCAGGAGCUCUUCUGUCACGUCUACUAUUUGAGGCAUCUGUGUAAUCGACAGAGGUUCCCAGAUUGGCCGAUUCGAGAUCCGAUCCCUUUCCUCCGCUCCUGUCUGGCUACAUGGUACAACGAGUUGGAGAAGAAGCCAUCGACGAUGUCUGCCGACUUGGCACGCGAGAUUCUAUCAGUGGAUCUGAGCAAUGAGGAGCAUCGGAAACCGGCAUUCAUACGUCGUCAGUACUACAAGCUGGCUGCCAAAUACCAUCCGGAUAAGAAUCCAGAGGGCAGAGAGAUGUUCGAGAGGAUCAAUGCGGCUUAUGAAUUGCUCAGCAGUGAGAGUGCCAACAACUCGACGAUGCCUGAUUCGCAUAGGAUUGUGUUGUGUCUACAAGCACAGUCCAUCAUAUACAGUCGGUAUAGUCAAGAACUCUCUGAAUACAAGUACGCCGGCUACUCGCAACUCAUCAAAACCAUCAACCUGGAGGCCAAGGACGACGCGUUGUUCAUCAAAGGAGGCGGAGAUUUGCUGUCAGCUGCGAUCGAGUUGGCCAACUACACACUGAUUAGCAGUGCACUGAAUGCCGAGCAAUUGAGACGAGAUGGUGGAUUGGAGGCCCUGGUCACCGCAUUCGAUCGUUGCGUCCCUAUGGUGACGAUGAGUUCGACGCCAGACGACAUGCCUGUCCAAGUUUGUAUCCACGUUUGCGACUGCUUCGCGACGGCGUCAACAUUCGAGAUGUGUCGACAGAAGUUGGCUGAGAUGGUUUCGAUUUUCGGUGCACUCACAAGACUUUUGCAGUUCUCGCACCUCCCCCGCCUGUCCACAGCCGCUGCCCAAUGCAUUUGUGCAAUGUCCGUCGACGAGCUCCUCCAAUUCCAACUAUUCCAAACUGGCGUUCUCUGGCAACUAGUCCCCCACCUCUUCCACUACGACUACACCCUCGACGAAGGCGGCGUUCAGCAUUCAGAAGACUCCAACAAGCAAUCGCUGGCGAAUUCCCUGGCUCGGUCCUCCUCCGAAGCCCUUGCGGCACUCGCCGGCUAUCGUGAGAACACGCCGGAUAAUGAAGGCGUCCAGAAGAGCCUUCGCGCGUUGCUCACACCAUAUAUCUGUAGAUGUAUGCGUGUGGAGACGAACGAUAUGGUGCUGAAGACGUUGAAUAGUAAUCUGGAGAAUCCGUAUAUGAUUUGGGAUAACGGGACGAGAGCUGAGGUGCUGGAGUUUGUGGAGAAACAUCGAACGUCGAAUGAGCCAUCGAGCACACUGAUGGGAGCGGAGUUCGAGUUGUCCGUGCACAAGAACGAGCUGAUUGUUGGCGACGUCUUCAUUCGGAUAUACAACGAGCAGCCGACGUUUGCGCUUCAUGAACCGAAAAAAGUGGCCGUCGAUCUGUUGGACUAUAUCCGAAAGAGCUCGGAUGAGCUGAACGGUGUGCCGAAGCCAAUCAAAAAGAAUCCAGACGAUUUGAUUGAAAUCGAUUGGGGAAAUGGACCAUCGUCAUCACAGGAGAAUGGAAACACAUUGAACACAGAGACCAAGGUGUUGAUGGUGAUGACAGCGUUGUCGAAUCUGGUUUCCGCGAAUCCUGGUGCCGUAUUUGCCAACAAUAAGGGCGUCGAAAUCCUGCUCAUCGGCAACUUCCCAUUGCUCAUCACCUAUCUCCGCGGCCGAAAACACCCUCAACUUCAAAUCGCCGCUCUCCAAGUCAUCCUCCUCGCCGCAGCCAAUAAGGAGUGUGUCACUGAUCUUGCCACGUGUAAUAUCACAACGACCCUCUUCACACUGCUCAAAGACCAUCCUAAAAUCGUUGCCCGCGUCCUGGAUGUCCUUAUCGCUCUCUCUUCGAACGGUCAAAUAGUCAAGGAGAUGCUAGAGCACGGAGGGCUGAUGUACAUUCUAUCCAUCCUCUGCCUCACGAAUUCCGAUCAGGGACAACGUCUUCAAUCGGCGGAGCUUCUGGCGAAACUGCAGGCUGAUAAGCUGACGGGACCACGGUGGACACGAUUUAUCAACAAAUUCCUGCCGGCGAUCUUUGCUGAUGCGUUGAGGGACUCGCCGAAUACAGCGUCUGUAGCUCCGCCCACUUUGGAACUGAAUUUUCUGGGAAGCAUGAGACAAAAGCUACGGAAACUAGCAAUAGUUUUUCAAAAAUGGGCGGAGCCAAAUCUGAAUGACCGUAGUCCAACCUUUUGUAGACUACAAAUGUUCGAUUCAUCAAACGAGCAUCCCGAGUUGAUUUGGAACGAAAACACCCGGAAAAAAGUGAAAGAAAUCAUUGAUAAAGAGGUGGAAACGCUGUAUCAGAAGCAUAUCAAGGACCCGACGGCCAAAUGGAAUACCACAACGUUAUCAGACGAUUACUGUGCUUAUGGUGAUAGUAUCAGUGGAGAACUCGUCGUUGGAGGCGUCUUCAUUCGGCUGUUUGUCGAGAAUCCCGGAUGGCCUGUCAGACAUCCCAAGGAGUUUGCCAGGGAGUUGAUUGAGAAGGUCCUCGAACUAAUGGCCCGCCCGCCACCUCAAAUCGAAAUGGUCACCACCGCCUUUCGUGGCACUGCUACCGGCUCAAGGAUAUCUGCCACAGUUCUGUACGAAUAUGGGCAGUCAGAAGCCAGAAGCGUCCAAAGUGGCCAUUUUGAUCCUUCAGGAGCUCAGCGAGACCAGUUCUGUUGUGACGCCCUGUCCCAACUGCCCUGCAUCGACGGAAUCAUGAAAUCGAUGAAAAAUCAGCCGUCGUUGAUGCGAGAAUCCGCGCACGCGUUGAAGUGUCUAAUGAAGCGAAACACUGGGGAAUUGGCUCAACAAAUGCUCAAUUGUGGAAUGGUACCGUACCUUUUGGAGGUGCUGGACAGUUCGAUGAAUGGCGUCUCGAAUGGCGCAGCCGCCCGUGCCGAGAUAGUUGAUGCACUGAAAAGUGCGAUUUUGGAUUUGAAAGUGGGAACGAAGAUUCAGGAGAUACUUGAGAAGAGCCCCAUUUGGGCACAAUUCAAGGAUCAACGACACGAUUUGUUCUUGCCCGCGGCGAGGACGCUGGCGGUUACUGGCGCCCCAACGGGAGUCGCUGGUUAUCUGACCGAAGGAAUGUUCAACCCGCCACCAAUGAGCAAUCAACCACCGCCAAUGCAUCACGACGCGGCCGGCGACUCGUUCCAGCCGCCACUUUAA